AUGUCAUCCAAGAUGGGUGUGACUACCCUCGUGGUAGGGAUGUUCCUCACGGGAUGUGCUAACAGUCUAUUAUCGAAAUACCAAGAUAUGGAAUGUGUAGAGGACUGUGGACCUGAUGCACCUGGACCUCGACUCGAUUUCGAGCAGCCUGUAUGGCAAACGUUAAAUAUGUUUGCUGGAGAAUUCCUUUGUUUCAUCCCGCUCUUACUAUCAUAUCAUAAUCGAGCGGAUAAGGUGAUCGCACCCCCUCAAGCGUCCAUGUUUACUCGUAUCUUAGCAAGACUCCCACUCGGACAAAGAUCAGGACCUUACGAGGCUUUGGAUGAGGAAGAAGAUGAGAACCAACCGCUUAUUGCCUCGGUAUCGGAAGAUAAGCUGUUGACAGGAUGGAGGGUAUGCUGGAUGUGGUUCCCAGCGUUCUUUGACAUUUGCGGUACCACUCUCAUGAACGUCGGUCUCAUCCUUACACCCGUAUCAAUCUACCAAAUGUCACGAGGUGCAUUGGUACUUUGGGUUGGGGUCCUAUCUGUCAUCUUCCUCCGACGUCAUCUAUGGUUGUAUCAAUGGGCAGCUCUAGUCAUAGUCACAUUGGGUGUUUGCCUCGUGGGCCUAUCAGGAAGUUUAGUCAAGAAACAACUAUCCGACCCUAUCGAUCUUCUUAUCACUCUCGCCGAAAGACCAGAUGAUGAUCCAGCUCGUGUCGCUUUGGGUGUAUUGCUCAUCCUCUUCGCCCAGAUAUUUACCGCAAGUCAAUACGUGGUAGAAGAGAAGAUCAUGUCUCACUAUAAAGUCGAGCCGCUCGCUGCUGUCACUCUAGAAGGGUUCUUCGGUCUGACUACGACUCUGAUCGGUAUGCCAUUCUUACAUAUUUGCUUCCGAAAGAGAUCACCAUAUUUCGAUAUUCCCAGAGGAUGGCAUCAGAUCAUCUCUACUCCUACGGUAUACGGUUCAUGCUUCGCUAUCAUGUUUAGUAUUGGUGCUUUCAACUUUUUCGGACUGAGUGUAACUCAUAGAUUUGGGUUUAGGUUGGGAGAAGUUGGUAUGGCCUUUCACACUACUACAAGUUGGAGGAUUCGCCAUGCUAGUGUAAGUCAGCUGGGAAGAAACGUCGCUAACAAUCAUGCUAGCUACGGUACAUUCGUGUUCAAUGGUCUGGUCAAACCGAUCAUCUUCCCUCCUCCACCCAGUAUUCACCUUCCCCACGAACCUGAGUUGGAAGAGACUAGUGAUGUCCCCGCAGCUGGCGCUCAGACUAGAGCAGGUUACGAUGUCGUUCCGGAUGAAGAGUGUGCAAGGUGA
Molecule: messenger RNA, 1299 nt
Organism: Kwoniella mangroviensis CBS 8507
Lineage: Eukaryota; Fungi; Basidiomycota; Tremellomycetes; Tremellales; Cryptococcaceae
Exons: 6
Coding region: 1-1299 (432 amino acids)
Cellular component (GO): membrane; intracellular membrane-bounded organelle
Source: RefSeq, a predicted model, not a curated record